Molecule: messenger RNA, 544 nt
Organism: Orbicella faveolata
Lineage: Eukaryota; Metazoa; Cnidaria; Anthozoa; Scleractinia; Merulinidae
Product: spliceosome-associated protein CWC15 homolog
Biological process (GO): mRNA cis splicing, via spliceosome
Cellular component (GO): catalytic step 2 spliceosome
Molecular function (GO): RNA binding
Source: RefSeq, a predicted model, not a curated record
CAUUUGGUCAGCGGUCAUUAAUCGAGGGACGCCAUAUUGAAUUCGAAAACUCGUGAAAGCGAAGAGCAGUUUACACAUUUCUUUUCAGUAAAUUGGUGACUACAGAAGAGCAUAAGAGAUAUUUAGUAGCGAAGAAAGCGUGGAAAUAUGACAACCGCGGCUAGACCGACAUGGGACACCGCAAAAGGGGGCCGCGGAAAGGGCGAAGGAGAUCUUUCAGCGUUGUCAAAACAGUACUCGAGUCGCGACUUGCCUUCACACACAAAACUAAAACACAGACAAAAAGGUCAAGAUACUGUUGAAGAACUGCGUAGCAAAGACUUCCGCAAAGAUUUGGAAGAACGUGAACGUCAGGCAGCCCGCGAAAGAACCAAGGAGAAAGGAAGCAGAUCAACUGCUGAACAGACAAAAAGACCCCGGCUAGAUCAACCCCCUCCCUCAAACCUGGAUGCUGAUGAUCCAGUUGAUGAUGAUGAUGACGAUGACUCUGAUGAAAGGUGUGUUGGUAGUUUGUAUUUUUUUCGUUCCCAUUGAAUGUAGGAUU